AUGGAAAAACGUGCUUUGUGCUGUUCAACACCACAACAACCAAAUCAAACCACUGAGGAAACGUUAAUUAGUGCUCCAUCAGAGCAAUCAUCCGUUUCAACUCGUAUCAGACGUAUGCAAAUUCCAACGAAAGCAAGUGAUGUUGAUCAAUUCCUGGAUGCUAUCUUUGAACAGGUGUUGCCAGCAAACGAUUUAGAGCGAACUGAUGACAGUCAUGUAAACGCUGCAGUAGUUACAACAACAAUUAAAGGAACUAUUGCUAAUGAUUCAAAUGAAACUAUACAAUCGGCACCACAACAAUGUAUGACAACAAUGAUAAAUUAUGCAGCACAACCAAUGAUGUUAAUGCUACCUGUAGAGAGUAUUGCUUGUCGUAUGCUUACAGCAAGCCAACAACAACAACAACAACAAAAUCGAGAACAAGUAUAUACUGCUAAUACCUUGCCUAACGGUACCAUUACUAGCACACCAUUAUCAUCAGUAAUGCCGAUUAUGGUACCGAUGAUGUGUGUAUCACCAACACCGGCGACAACUGUUACAGCAUGCCUGUCACCAACACCAAUAAAGAAUUCAAUAGUCACUGACAAUCAUUCUCAUCCGGACGAUCAUACAUUAUCACCGAUAUCUGUUUGUUACAAUUACAAUACCACAUCUGCAUUGUAUAGCAAUGGUACCAUGGCAUCUAAUGCAUAUGCAAAUGGUACUAGCCAUAACGAGCUCAAUGAUGGCGAAUUAUCAAGUUUAUCAGCCACAAUGAUAAUUCGUUCUUCACCACUUCCUGAAACAGCACAAUCACCUACAAAUUUAGACGAGAAAGGUCGCGUCGGACAAAUACAACCAACUUCAACUAAAGCUCGAUACAUUGGACCAGUGCAUCCAAAAACAAAUGAAUCUUUGAAAAGUCCACCAUUACCGACCAAAAAUUUGCAUAAUAAAGAAAUGGAACAAAAUCAAUCCCAACCUCAUCAACUGGGCAAUAUUAGAAAUCGAUUUCAUCCUAACGGAAUAGACGAGAAUUGUUAUUAUGGUAUAGUUACACGAGAACAACUAUAUUCAGAGAAAUCUGCUGUAUCAUCAGAUGAUUAUGUCACAUCAUCACCAUCACAUCCAAAUCCAUCAUUACGACAAACACAGGUACAUUUGGAAUCACAAUCUCCACUAUCACCAUCACCACACUUGAUAACUAUAGCGGAAAAAAAAUCCAGCACAGGAAUUACAGGCAGCAACGAAAUCGUUUCCAGCAAUAGUUUUCCAAAAUUGAACAUUUAUGGUAGUCCAGCAAUAGGAAAUGUAAACGUUUAUAGUACAACAAAUUCGAAUGGCAUCGUACAAGAGAAAAAAUCAAAGCGAACACUUGUUGAAUUCGAAAAUGAUGCAUUGAGAAGGAUUGGUGAAAAAGGAAAAAGUAUUUAUGUUAAUCCCACAACAAGAAGUUUAACUGUUUAUAAUACAACAAAUUCUGUAAAAGACACUUCCAAACAACAACAACAACAUCUGGAGCAGCAACAGUUAUUACAUCAUCCUUUUGAUAUCGAUAAUGAAACAUCCAAACCAACCUUUCAACGCCAUAUUGAUUCAUUAAACAAGUUAGAAGAACAACGAGAAACAUUUGGAGAAUGGAUAAAUGAAAUGGAUAUAAUAAAAAAUGAUGCGCAAAAUCAAGCUCAAAUAAUGGCAGAAGUUGCAAUUCAUCAGGCUCAUUUAUCAGAAUUGCAACAACAACAACAACAACAACAACAAAAACAAAAACAACAACAAGGAACAGGGACAUCGUAUUUUGUACAGGAUGGUCAACAAAACCAACAACAGCGUGAACGUCCUGCUAUACAGUAUAUUCAACAGCCAUGGGAUUUAAUGAUUCGUAAACAAAUAUUUCAUCCUAAUGAAAAUCUUGGAGAAGAGCAAGAAAUUGAUUUGAUUUUUGCUCAAAUUAUUACCGAUUGUCGUAAACCUAAAAGUUAUCGAAUUCGUAGCAAUGAACGUGAUGCUGUAAGUCAAAUUUUACGCAGCUAUCGGAUUCUUCCUACUAUGCUCGAUAAUCCUCAGUUAAUCAUGAUGGAUGUCAAGGUAGCUGUUAUCCAAUGCGCUCGCAGAUGGCCUUUAUACUUCAGUGUUCAGUUCCCGGUUGUGGAUCAGUUCAUUAAUAGGGUUACUAAUGAAUCAGCAAAUGCACGUCGGAUACUAGCAGUUCAUGAAUCCGGUCUUUCGAUGCUAAGUCAAGAUGACAGCGGUGAAAAGAUGGAAUUAAAUGUUUUGGAUCAUUUCAGGUGA
Molecule: messenger RNA, 2271 nt
Organism: Loa loa (African eye worm)
Lineage: Eukaryota; Metazoa; Nematoda; Chromadorea; Rhabditida; Onchocercidae
Exons: 19
Coding region: 1-2271 (756 amino acids)
Source: RefSeq, a predicted model, not a curated record